Molecule: messenger RNA, 279 nt
Organism: Colletotrichum tamarilloi
Lineage: Eukaryota; Fungi; Ascomycota; Sordariomycetes; Glomerellales; Glomerellaceae
Exons: 2
Coding region: 1-279 (92 amino acids)
Source: RefSeq, a predicted model, not a curated record
AUGUACCUAUGCAUGCCUUGUUUGUCAUUUUACUUCUCUCAGACAUUUAACCGCGGCCCCGGAGCCAAAUUAAGUGCAAAGACAUGGGGCGCUCUGAAGCAAGACACAAGUUUGAGGCUCAACAGCUUCCAUCCCUGGCGUCAAAUAUGGAUCCCCCGUCCGUCCCGUGCCCCCCCCCCCCCCGGCGAUCUCGAAACCGAUGAAGAACAGCACCCAUUCCGCAGCGACGUCCGACAGCGGGAAGGCUCCCCGGCGUUGAAACGCAGUUCAGACGAGUAA